Messenger RNA from Durusdinium trenchii, 1625 nucleotides. NCBI's taxonomy places the organism in Eukaryota, Dinophyceae, Suessiales, Symbiodiniaceae. The record is from the annotation of a GenBank genome assembly.
CUUUUUGAAUCGUUUUGAAUCGCUGUGGAUGCCGGUGCCCAGCAACCUGGCGCGUGGUGCGGCCGGGCGCCGUUCCUGGGCUGGUGAGUUUGCCUUGGCCGUUCGAUGUGAGGAUCCAGCUUCUGCCUUGGCCAAUCCUCACACCUGGCAACGUGUGGCCUUGCCUGUGGCAGACUAUCCGGAGCUGGACGCCCUGCCGUUGACCAAGACGCUGGUGCCCGAGGCCCCCAAGCGCACCUACCGGCAACGAGUGGAGCCUUGGCGGCCUUGCUACUCCGCUUCGACUCGCACCUGGAUGAAGCCAAGAGCACGGUCCAUUGGGGCCAACGGAAGCUCUUCAUGGCCGAGCUGGAGCCCUUGCCUCGAAGGAUUAGCGUCUUUCAGGACCAGGAUGGACCGAUGGACUCGCAGGACCGACCAAUCGCCGAUCCUCGGAUCAGUGAUGGGUGCUUGCAGUACUUGGACUGGAUUGGACUGCAGGCUUCUCCUGGAUUUUGCCAGCGAAGCGCAGUUGUUGGUGUAUGCAGGUGCUGCCGAAGGCCAGCACUUAGCGUUCCUGUGUGAGCUCUUCCCGGAAAUCGAGGUCGAAGCCUGGGACCCGCGGCCCUUUGCCCCAUCGGCGGUGCCGCCGGAGGCGCCGGAGAAUCUGCACGUCCACCAGGAGUAUUUUACAGAUGAUGUGGCCAAGGACUUGGCAAACAGAGAUGUCCCCAUCCUUUUCGUGAGUGACAUCCGUACGGCCAACUGGCAAGUUGAUACAACUGAAGAGCACGACCGCCGCUUGCUGGCCGACCUUCAAGCGCAGCAGAGAUGGGUGGAAGUGCUCCACCCCAAACGAGCUCUUUUGAAGUUCCGCUUUCCGUACACACCUGGCUGCACUGAAACACUGGACGGAGAGUUGCGUUUGCCUGUCUGGGGCCCCCAGACCACGACGGAGUGCCGCCUCUUGGUGACACCUCGCCAGGAAGAGCCGCAUUUCGCGACCAAAAGCUACGAUCACCAGUGCCUCUGGGAGCAGCUCUUCUACUUCAACACGGUCACCCGCAUCUCCAUCUAUCCAAGACCAGACUUCGUCCAGGAAGCGGACGAAGCUGCAUUCAAGACCGCCGGGCUGUGCCGAUGCUUUGACUGUAGCAGAGAGGUUGACCUGCUGGCCAGCUACUUGAUGCAACGCCGUGAGGUGGACUCUUCAGGAUUGGCCGCAGCGGUGGUCGAACUGGCACGAGACGUGUCCAUUGGCUGCGGCCGUGGGCCAAGUGGCUUGCUGGAUGCACCAAAGGCACCCUGGCAGGUUCAAGCCGAAAAAGAUGAUGCGCAGAUGCCGCCAACGAAGCGGGUCAAAAGCGGCAGCUCUGAGUUUGUACCAAUAAGUUUCUGUCAGGAUGAACAGGCAACACAUACCUGUGGGUAUGAAAGGGCUGCUCUGCCCUGCAGGCAAGCCUUACUGUUCAAAGGGCUUUCUCUAGAGCGUGGACUGGUACGCGUCAAUGGUCUAUACCGUAGAAGCAGAGGUGGUCACACCAUCUUAGGACUUUGCUCACUCUAUCACAAGGAACCUUCUGUUUAGCAUCAUGAGGUUGGUCCCGUGUUUGAAAUCCAUUGGGAUGGUGAAAUGCAACUACGGG